Messenger RNA from Cavenderia fasciculata, 2460 nucleotides. RefSeq names its product WD repeat protein. Bases 1 to 2460 code for a protein of 819 amino acids. Gene Ontology annotation, cellular component: GID complex. NCBI's taxonomy places the organism in Eukaryota, Evosea, Eumycetozoa, Acytosteliales, Cavenderiaceae. Gene Ontology annotation, biological process: proteasome-mediated ubiquitin-dependent protein catabolic process. Gene Ontology annotation, molecular function: protein binding. The record is from RefSeq and is a predicted model, not a curated record. The transcript is spliced from 10 exons.
AUGACACCACUUGUGUUCAGCAAUACUAGUAGUAGUAGCAACAACAACAAUAACAAUAACAACAAUCCCCCACCUUUAAUAUCAUCAACGUUGAUAGCUAGAGGAAGAGUACUAGAGGAGGAAGAAGAGGAAGAAGAAGAUCAACAACAAGAAGAAGAAGAAGAAGAAGAAGAAGUAGAAGUAGAAGAGGGUGAAGACACCCAUACUCAUCAACUUCAACAAAGAGCUCAAUCAAACAGACCAUUCAAGAGAGUCAAAAGACAAUACGAUACUACAACUGAAAGUAGAAUUAGUCAAUUUAGUAACAAUAAUAAUAACAAGAUCACAAAAAUGUUAUCAAAUAAUAAUAACAAUAAUAAUAAUAAUAAUAAUAAUAAUAACAAACAGAAUGGUGUACAUUAUCCAAACGGUGUAAAUAGUAGUAAUGGUGAUAUGGAUAUGACCCAAGAUGGAAAGUUUAACAAGAAUGAAUUGGUGAGACUUGUCAUUCAAUCUUUAAAUUGUUUAGGAUACAAGAAAUCAGCAGAAUUUCUUGAAAAGGAUAGUGGUAUCUAUUUACAAUCACCAGAGGUUGUUCAAUUUAUUCAAAGUACAAUGGAAGGUGAUUGGACCAAAGUGGAAUCUUAUUUACCUUUUUUAAAAAUUAAAUCACAAUCUGAUUUGGAUAAUGUAAAAUCUUUAAUAUAUAGCCAAAAGUUUUUGGAAAGUUUAGAAAACAAAAAGGUAAAGGAAGCAUUGGAUUGUCUACGAAAUGAAAUCACACCAAUUAGUAAAGACACUAAAAAACUACAAUUGUUGACAAGUUUAAUCAUGUGCAACGAAAGUUUGGAAUUGAAAAAGAGAGCACAGUGGCCAGGUGCUGGUCCAUUAUCAAGAAAUAAUCUAUUAAAUGAUAUAAGAGAAUAUGUUAGUUCUGAUGUAAUGGUACCAGAUAAUAGAUUGGAAGAAUUAUUAUCACAAUCGGUUCAACAUCAAAUCACCAAAUGUAUAUAUCAUAACACUACACAUCACCGUUUAAGUUUAUUCGAAGAUCAUAUUUGUCAAAGGGAUCAAAUGCCAUUAGAAUGUAAAUUUACUUUAAAGGAUAGACAUAGUGAUGAAGUAUGGUUUGUUAGAUUUUCAAAUAAUGGUAAAAGAUUGGCAUCAUGUUCCAAAGACAAUUCAAUUAUUAUAUGGGAUAUGAAUGAAUACUAUGACAAGGGAAGAGAACCAAAAAUCAUUCAUACACUCACUGGACACACCAAAGAGGUUGGCUAUUUGUCAUGGUCACCCGACGACAAGAAUAUAGUUAGUGCAAGCAGCGAUCACAAUGUUAAACUUUGGAGUGUCGAUUCUGGUGUCUGUGUAAAGACCUAUGCAAAACAUACAGAUGUUGUGACCUCUGUGGCUUGGCACCCAGAUGGUAAACGUUUUGUUUCAGGUGGAAAUGAUAAAUUUAUUUAUUUAUGGAAUGCAGCAACAGUUGAAACAGCUUCAAUGGUUUCAACACCAGUUAGAAGUUGGCAAUGUGCAAGAGUGAACGAUUUGGGAAUUCAUAAGGAUGGUAAACAAUUGGUUGUUAUCUGUCAAGAGAAAAAGAUUAGAUUAUACGAUAUAGACAAUGAAAAGACACCGGAAACUUCGAUACCAGAGACUGAAGCAAUCACAUCGAUGGAGUUGAGCAAUGACAGCCGAUUUGCACUUGUCAAUACAUCCAACCAAGAAAUUCAUCUUUGGGAUCUCGAAAAGAGAACCAUCAUACAGAAAUACAGGGGUAUGCGUCAAGGCCGCUUUGUCAUUCGAUCGUGCUUUGGCGGUGCUGAUCAGACAUUUAUUAUUAGCGGUUCCGAAGAUUCAAAGAUCUACAUUUGGAACAGACUCAACGGUACCCUACUCGAAACACUCUCUGGUCACUUUGGCACAGUCAACUCGGUUCAUUGGUCUCCUACAGACCCCUAUCUCUUUUGUAGUGCAAGUGAUGAUCAAUCAAUUAAAAUUUGGACUAGAAAUAAUUUACAAGUAGGUGGCGGUGGAUCUCAACCUCAACAACAAAAUAAUAAUAAUAAUAAUAAUAAUAAUAAUAAUAAUAAUAAUAACAAUAUAUUUGGAAUAUUCAAUAUUAGUAACUGGGUAUCCCAACUCUCAAUGAGCAUGACCCUCUCUUUGAAAGAGAGUAUUCUAAAAAAUAAUUAUAAUUCAAAAAUGUACAAAUUAGUAAUAUUUAUAAAUAUUAAUUCUUUUCUCUUUGAUCAAACAAUCUCUAUCAAUCUAUUUUAUAUUAGACUCAUUCAUGUAAAUGUGGUGACAACUGUAAGUGCGAAGGUGGUUGCAAGUGUGGAGACGCACAUGAGACAAAGAAGACCUGUUCGCAAGGAUGCCAAUGCAAGCAAUGUGAUUGCUCCAAGAAGUCGGAUUCUUGCAAGUGUGAUACCAAGUGCUGUAAAUAAGGGAGAGAGAUUUAUAACACCCUCCCCUGUUUAA